AUGUCUAGGACUUCUUACGACCGAUACCUCACCGUCUUCUCACCUGAAGGUCGGUUGUACCAAGUAGAAUACGCGUUCAAGGCCAUCUCUGGGUCAGGACACACUGCCAUCUCUGUGCGUGGCAAGGAUACCGCUGUCGUGAUUACGCAGAAGAAAAUUCCUGACAAGCUGCUCGAUCCGUCCACCGUUACGCAUCUCUUCAGCAUCACCCCCAGCAUUGGUUGUGUCAUGACCGGUCUCAUUGCCGACGCGCGAGCUCAGGUGAUGCGCGCACGUUCUGAAGCAGCCGACUUUCGCUACAAGUACGGCUACGAGAUUACCCCGGACGCACUCGCGAGGCGCAUGGCAAACAUCAACCAAGUCUACACCCAGCGCGCCGCCAUGCGGCCUCUCGGUAUUGCCAUGAUCCUCAUCGGUUCCGACCCUGAGUUCGGCCCUCAGUGUUUCAAGCUCGAUCCCGCCGGCUACUUUGUCGGCUUCCAUGCCACGGCCGCGGGCCAGAAGCAGCAGGAGGCCAUGAACCACCUUGAGAAGAAGUGGAAGAAGCUGGACUCGGGCAGAGGUGCUGACGACGCGGUGCGCGCGGGUAAGACGCUGUCUCGCGCUGAGGUCAUCGAGAUGGCGAUCGAGGCGAUCUCGACCGUACAUGCGACUGAUUUCAAGCCGGACGAGGUCGAGAUCGGGAUUGUCUCGGACUGUGACGAAGAGGACGCGAAGACGCGGGGCCAGUGGCGCGUAAUGGACGUGGCGGAGAUCGAGCGGCAUCUGCUCGCGUACGCAGAGAAAGACUGA
Epithele typhae is the source of this 792-nucleotide messenger RNA. RefSeq names its product 20S proteasome subunit. Gene Ontology annotation, cellular component: nucleus; proteasome core complex; cytosol. The record is from RefSeq and is a predicted model, not a curated record. Lineage: Eukaryota; Fungi; Basidiomycota; Agaricomycetes; Polyporales; Epitheliaceae. The transcript is spliced from 7 exons. Gene Ontology annotation, biological process: ubiquitin-dependent protein catabolic process. The coding region runs from base 1 to 792 and encodes 263 amino acids.